This is a messenger RNA of Arvicola amphibius (Eurasian water vole), 1359 nucleotides long. It is a transcript of the gene Atf7ip2, whose product is annotated as activating transcription factor 7 interacting protein 2. Gene Ontology annotation, cellular component: transcription regulator complex; nucleus. The coding region runs from base 1 to 1359 and encodes 452 amino acids. The transcript has 10 exons. Gene Ontology annotation, biological process: regulation of DNA-templated transcription. The record is from RefSeq and is a predicted model, not a curated record. Gene Ontology annotation, molecular function: transcription coregulator activity; protein binding. Lineage: Eukaryota; Metazoa; Chordata; Mammalia; Rodentia; Cricetidae.
AUGGAAAGUCCAGAAAGAAAAAAACAGAAGGUUUUAAAGGCCAAAAAAACAAUGCCUGCAAGUUGCCGGAAGCAGUUGGAGAUCCUGAACAUGUCAAAGAAUGUUGAAGCUUCAAAAUCAACAGUUGGAACUAAUAUUCCAAAUGGCCAUAAUCAAAAGAAGAUGUUUUCAGAAAACAAAGAAAAUGUUAAGCUCAUGAAAGCUUCAGAGCAAAUUAAUGAAAAUGGUUGUGUAGCUCUGGAAAGGCAUACAGCACUACUAGAACAGGUUAAACAUUGGAUUCGACAGGAAAUCUACAUGAUGAAUUGUAACCUAUUUGAUAAAAAACUGAAUGAACUUAAUGAACGCAUUGGGAAGACCCAGUGCAAGAAUAAGCAUGAAGCAAUAGCUGGUGAGCUCUUUGUGAAAAUCAGAAGACUUCAAAGACGUAUUAAAAAAGUUUUAUCAUCUCAAGAAAAUUUGUUGGAACCAAACACAUUACCUAAUAAUACAGUCUGUAAGAUUACAGAUUCAGAGACCAUGAAUUGGAGUGUGACCCAAGGGUCAGUUAAAAGCCUAAGUAAAAGAACACCUGUGAACCCUGAUCCUUGUAACUCUUCAGAAAAAGCAACUAGAAGGGUUAAUUUAUCUUCAGCUUGUGUCCAGUUUGUUUCUGAAAGUAACGCUGAUGAUGUUAUGUUAAUUUCUGUGGAAAAACCCAAUUUGACAACUCCAAUUACAUCAGUUUCAACAGAAUUUGGAAAAAACAGAUCAAAGAAAUUCAGCAACUCAUCUAAUACCAUAAUUGAAGUUGGGGCUGAAGAGAAGAAACCUGAUUUUGUUAUUGACUUGACAAGAGAUGGCAUGCCCAGCAACAGCAUAGAAAGCCCAGCAUUCACCCUGAAGUCAUCUUCGAAAGCUGUUUUAAGAUCAAACGAAAUAAUCCCAGUGGCAGAAAAUGGAGAUGAGGGUUUUGAUUCAUUUGAACACCUGCCACCUCUCCCAGAGCCGUCACCACCACUUUCUGAGAUGGCAGACAAAAUCCAAGACACUCUUCCUCCCCAAAAGCCUGAGCUGAGAGUGAAGCGGGUGUUGAGACCCCCAGGCAUUGCCCUGGCAUGGAACAUCCCCAAGGUCAACCCCAAAUGCGCUCCUGUGGAGAGCUACCACCUCUUCCUGUGCUACGAGAACUCCAGUCAUUUGACUUGGAGGAAAAUUGCGGAAAUUCAAGCUUUACCGCUCCCAAUGGCCUGCACUGUAUCUCACUUUUUAGCUUCCAACAGAUACUAUUUUACUCUUCAAUCAAAAGACAUUUUUGGGCGAUAUGGACCAUUUUGUAAUAUAAAGUCUCUUCCUGGGUUUUCUGAAAACCUUACCUAA